Molecule: messenger RNA, 2037 nt
Organism: Sclerotinia sclerotiorum 1980 UF-70
Lineage: Eukaryota; Fungi; Ascomycota; Leotiomycetes; Helotiales; Sclerotiniaceae
Exons: 3
Coding region: 1-2037 (678 amino acids)
Source: RefSeq, a predicted model, not a curated record
AUGUCCUCCUUGAUAUUAAUAUUAUGUUCUACUUUAUUCCUAGGUACAAAUGCCAUACCAUGGCACGCGGCGAAACAAACGGCUACAUAUAAAGCAGAUGAAUGGUCACCCCGACCAACUAAUAUAAUCUCAGAGCCACGGGACCUGUUCAAGAGAGGUUCAAUCGAUGUUGAUGUAUGCGGAUGGAUUGGAGGAAACUUUGCUCAGCCAGUGGGUUGUGGAAGCGGAUCGUCAUGUAUUCAUGAUACUUCUUUUGGAUUUGUUGGAUGCUGUCCAACCUCCUCAGCUGGAGCAGACCCCAUUCCUUGUACGGAUGGGUUAUACACGACCUGUGUCGAUCAUAAUAGUGUUGGAUAUACUUCAGAUUCUUUCUUGGUUAACAAUGGGAUGCUAUCAUGUCCUGGGAGUUCAAACUGUUACAAAAUCAUUUACCCACAAAAUUAUAUUCAAUUUGGAUGUGGCCCCUCGGCAGGAAAUAUCACAGCAGCUACCACAUUUGCCGGUCAGGCAACAGACCUUAACCUGCAAAUCGUGUAUACCGGAGUGAGCUUCAAUCCAACAAUCACAAUACAAAAUCCUAGUAAUUUUGGAGCCGCUACUUCAUUCCCAACUUUGACGACUGGCACUCCAACGCAAUCUACAGCUUCGGAAGUUGCUGGUAAAGGAUCGCUUACACCCACGGUACCUGAAUCACCAACUUCUGCAGCUGAGACAUCGAAAGGGAGCACAAAUACGGGCGCGAUAAUUGGUGGUAUCGUUGGUGCUUUGGUUGUUAUUAUAGGAGCCUGUAUUGCAACUUUCUUUCUUAUUCGUAAGAAAGAAAACAAAUGGGAAUCAAACGUGCCUCACGAAGAUAGCUCUCCGAACCGGCCCUCAAAAGCGGCAUUUGAAUCAGUUCCUAACCCAGCACCUUCUCCAAAGUCGAUCCAUUCUCUGGUACCAUUUUUUGAACACUCACCGCUCCCUCAUGAUCACUCUCAAAUGGGAGGGAUCAAUAAUAUAGGCUAUGCACCCGUCUUCCAAUCUUCCUACCAUCGACCCACUACUCCUGCCGGACAUCAUGAACCCGUAGAAGCACCAACGCCUGACCUCCGCUCCCGUAACUUUCACUCUUCAUCCCCUAUGCCUGAUUCAUUUCAACCACCACAUUCCGAAAUACUUCCAGAAUCCUACGAUCCUUCUCGACCACGUGGUCCUCCCUCCUCAGAGCCGUACCACCCAUCACAAUCACCUGAACCUCAAAAUUGGUCUCCCGAACUUCAACAAUACCACCACCCCUCCUCUCCGGAACCACAAGCUCUUCGGCCCCGUCCGUCUCGCUCUCCGCCACGCACGAUCACACCCCCAGCUGUGGCACCUACAACAAACCCCUAUUGCCUUCCUCGCGCUGCCGACCUCCCCCCUCUUGACAUAAUGGAAGACAUCCAAACGCCCAUCGUCCCCAAACUCGCCCAAGCAAACUGGCACCUUGCCUUAACAGGCGAUCGCCGCACCUACGCACCUGCCGACGGCCCCUCCACUUCACCCAGCUACCACCACGAACCAGUGCCCGCCAUGCCCGUCCUCUACGCCGACAUAACCAGUGCUAUGGGCGUCGAAUCCAUGUCACCGCCGAAGGAAUCUUACCUCUUGCGCCAAAACUCCAAUGCCACCAAACCCGGCGUACGUCGAAAUUUCUCGCGCAAAGGUCGAGCCGAAAAACAGGGAAAGGAAAUCCAAAACGACGAACCUGAAGAUGUAGGAGCUAUGAGUAAUAAUAUUCGACAAUCCGGAUGGGUACCCUCUGGUUUACGAACGAGAAACAGUCCAUCUCCGCAUUCUGCGCACAGAAUGCCAGAUCAAAGGUUUCUGAGUAAUAAUGAAGCGGCAACGCAACGAUACCAGAUGGGUGAUUUGAGGGGCGAGGAAGUACGUAUUGCGUAUAAUCCGAAUGCGGGUCUGAAUAUGGGACAUAUUGGACCGCCGAGAGUAGUGGGGAUUGGAAGACAGCCAAGUCCCGUUAUAGAUCCUAAUGCUGUGGAAGGAGGUUGGCUUUAA